AGGAUGUCGCGCAGAAAGAGAAAUGCAGGAAGCAGUUCAGAUGGAACAGAAGACUCAGAUUUCUCUACAGACCCAGAGCAUACAGACAGUUCAGAAAGCGAUGGUACAUUACGCCAGUCUGCCCGUGUGACACGAUCUUCUGCUAGGCUCAGCCAGAGUUCUCAAGAUUCCAGCCCAGUUCGUAAUCCACCAUCAUUUGCAAUAGAAGAGCCUGUUUAUUCUACUCGAAGAAUAACCCGCAGUCAGCAGCAGCCUACUCCUGUAACUCCAAAGAAAUAUCCUCUGCGACAAACGCGUUCAUCUGGUUCUGAAACAGAGCAAGUGGUUGAUUUUUCUGAUAGAGACACAAAAAAUGCAGCUGACCAUGAUGAGUCCCCACCCCGCACUCCAACUGGGAAUGCUCCUUCUUCAGAGUCUGAUAUUGAUAUUUCUAGUCCCAACAUGUCACAUGAUGAAAGUAUUGCCAAGGAUAUGUCCAUGAAAGAUUCAGGGAGUGAUUUAUCUCAUCGUCCCAAAAGACGACGUUUUCAUGAAAGCUAUAAUUUUAACAUGAAAUGUCCCACCCCUGGCUGCAAUUCAUUAGGACACCUGACAGGAAAACAUGAGCGACAUUUCUCUAUAUCUGGAUGUCCUCUGUAUCAUAAUCUUUCAGCUGAUGAAUGCAAGGUGAGAGCUCAAAGCCGAGACAAACAAGUGGAAGACCGGAUGCUUUCUCAUCGACAGGAUGACAACAAUAGACAUGCUACCAGGCAUCAGGCACCAACUGAAAGACAAUUGAGAUACAAGGAGAAAGUCGCAGAGAUGAGAAAGAAAAGGAAUGCAAGCUUAACUAAGGAGCAAAAGGAAAAAUACAUGGAGCACAGACAAACCUAUGGCAACACUAGAGAGCCCCUUUUAGAGAAUCUGACCAGUGAAUAUGACCUAGAACUAUUCCGACGAGCGCAAGCAAGAGCUUCUGAAGAUCUAGAAAAGCUGCGACUUCAGGGCCAAAUCACUGAAGGUAGUAAUAUGAUCAAAACAAUUGCUUUUGGCCGCUAUGAACUGGAUACCUGGUACCAUUCUCCCUACCCAGAGGAGUAUGCCCGGCUUGGGCGACUCUAUAUGUGUGAAUUCUGCCUCAAGUAUAUGAAGAGUCAGACAAUUCUUCGUAGACACAUGGCAAAAUGUGUCUGGAAGCAUCCUCCAGGGGAUGAAAUUUAUCGUAAAGGUUCAGUCUCAGUAUUUGAAGUAGAUGGGAAAAAGAACAAGAUAUAUUGCCAAAAUUUGUGCCUCCUGGCAAAACUCUUCUUGGACCAUAAGACUUUGUAUUAUGAUGUUGAACCAUUUCUUUUCUAUGUCAUGACAGAAGCUGAUAACACAGGAUGCCACCUAAUAGGCUAUUUUUCCAAGGAGAAGAACUCAUUUCUCAACUAUAACGUUUCUUGCAUCCUGACAAUGCCUCAGUACAUGAGGCAGGGUUAUGGCAAAAUGCUUAUUGAUUUCAGCUAUUUACUCUCCAAAGUGGAAGAGAAAGUUGGCUCUCCAGAAAGGCCCCUCUCAGACUUGGGACUUAUCAGCUACCGUAGUUACUGGAAGGAAGUUCUUCUCCGUUAUCUGCAUAAUUUCCAAGGCAAAGAAAUCUCCAUCAAAGAAAUUAGCCAAGAGACAGCUGUCAAUCCUGUUGACAUUGUUAGCACUCUGCAAGCCCUUCAGAUGCUCAAGUACUGGAAAGGCAAACACCUGGUACUAAAAAGACAAGAUCUUAUUGAUGAAUGGAUAGCCAAAGAGGCCAAAAGAUCCAACAGCAAUAAAAUCAUGGAUCCCAGCUGUUUGAAAUGGACCCCUCCCAAAGGCACUUAAAUAACCAGUCUUUCCAAGAAGUGUGAACAUCCCAUUUAUGUGCUGCCAUCAUCACCACUGUGGGUACUUUUUCAUUUCCCAGCACUAGAAACAUCCUUCCAGAUCUUGGACAUGUGAUUGCUCUUGUUACCAGCUCUUCCCUUUUAGAUAUUUCUGCAGUGUUUUACUUUUUAUAGAACAUUUUCGACCAGACACCUUGUCUGUGAGGCAAGAUUGAAAAUAUGAGAGUUCUGGACAAUAUUAACAUGGCCUCAAGAAAGUACAGUAAGAUUUAGUUGCUCCUCCAUCAGUUAUUUGCUCCUAGCACAAAAACCUGGAUUGGUUCUCACAUUUUUAGUUUUAUAACUUCUGUUUAGCCCUCUGAGAUGUAGUCCACCUAUGCAAUAUAGUGGAAUAGCAAAUGUGAUGGAAAGGAUCAUAUUUCUUCAUUUUACUGAUGGGGUAGUAGAAGGGCAGUAGAAAGAUCAAUUUUAAAUUUCUCUGUUAAAAACAAAGUAAAGCUAGUGGGGCUAGGGACAGAUAUUCUUAUUAGUCCCAUUUCUAUACUAGCUUUCAUUUGCAUGUUUUUAAUAGAUAAGAGAGCACUAAAAAAAACCCAAUGCUGUGCCUGUGUUCUGAAAUGCUCCAAUCUAUUCUAUUCAUCCUACAUUUCCCUGCCAUUCUGCUGCAUGUGUAUAUACAGUCUAUAUGUCCAUGAGACUAUUUCCUAACCACAUGGUGACAAGGUACAAGUAAGAAAUGAUCCAGCGCUUCCUAGAAUCCUGAAUUGCUUCUGGAUGUGCAAAUUUCUCACAUUUAUUUGCAGAACCUAAAACUUUUUUGAUCGUGACACCUGUGUAUUCCAACAUUUUCAUCAAAAUAUUUUUCCCACUUCAGUCCACCAAAAGAGUUGAUGGGCAAGGAAGCUCCAAACUGGCUUUGAUUUCUGAGAAUAGCAAUGGUCUUAUAAUUCUGGAUACAGGGUAUCAAAAGCAAUGAGUCAGUCCUCUGUGAAUUGGAUUUUGUAGCUGGGAUAGUCAGGUCUCUGAGGGGGAGAUAUCAGGCAGGAAAGAUGCCACAUUACCUGGUCUUGAUAGCAUGCCUAAAUGGAAAGACAAGAUGCCAUCACUCAAUCUGUUGUAAUUUUGGAGAAGUGACUUCCAAUACACUUCAAGAGUCAAUUAAAAUUAACUUGGUGGGGAAAAAAUUGCAAGAUCAACAUUUGAACCUUGGCAUAGCAUUGUCUUACUAAUUUGGUAUAGCUCAUCAUUUUGGAUUAGCUGUUUUAAGGCUCCUAUGCUUGAAGCCCAAGGAAUAUAGAAACACAUUUCAUCAGCUGGUGAGGGGCACUACUCUUUUUGCCAAAUUAUUCCUUUGCAAUACAUCGCUAUAAACAUUUGGCAGUUUUGUGAUUUAUUAUUCAAUUUGUGAAGCUGCUGGAUAUACUGGUGCCAGGCCUCGAGGAAAUUCGUUGUGGCUGACUGAAUGUAGUCUUUAUGAUGGCUUGUAUUUUUGGGCCCUACAUUGGCAAUUUGCAGAUUUUCCCUGCCAAUGAGACUGUCUUGGUCUGAUAAUUUUCUUACUCUUUUUUCAAGCAGUCUGUAGGGAGAUUGACAGUUUCAGCUAUGCUGCUCCAUAAAUGAAUGUUGAGAUUUGGCUCAGAAGCCAUUGAGGGCAGGUGGAUAGUUAUGGGCAUUUUUGAAAUAAUUUUUAUUGUUUUACAAAUGAAAAAUAAAGUCUAUUAUACAAGGUUACCCAAAGAUAAAUUUUAAUCUCAUUUAAUCUCAUUUGAUAAGAUGUUUAUCAUAAGAUGACUCCAGCAUUUAAAAAUUGUGACAAAUUGAAAAUAAAACUUCAAAAACAAUUAUAAUAGACCUCCAGCAUCAGUUGCAUAGCAAGCAUGCCCAUUUCAAACGAGAAUGUAUUCAUCUUUUAAAUACACUUUGAUUCAAGGGAAUCCUCAAUCAGUAAUAGAUAAUACUUACUUAUAACGGCUGGGAAUAAUGGAAGAGAGGAAUCAGAGCAUUUUGUCCAAUGGAUGGAAAUUUGUAAAUUGUUAAGAGUAAAACUCUUGUCCAUUGUAAGUCAGGUGCUACAAGUAUUUUAGUUUGCCUAUUUCUAAAAUCUCAAUCUUCCUAUAUUACAAAAAGGAAAACUCUGGCUAGUCUGCUUCACUAUUAUCUGCCGUUUUUAGUUUUGUAUAGGUGGCAACGUAUACAUAAAGAAUUGGACUACCAAUAGUCUUUGUAAGGCUUCUUUCCCUUUUGCAUGUAUUAUUGGUGUGAAAUUACAUCUCAGCUGCUGGGCUGUGUCUCUGCAGUCUCUGCUGCAUUGGGUUGCUCUACUGGCCAAUCACUUGGCCACAGAUGUGCAUGAUAUUAUACAAUAAUAUCCCAGUAUUUGAGAUGGGAACCUUUUUCCAAAUGAGAUACAGAAUAACCUGGCACUGGGAGUACACUUACAUGCAGCAGAUCAAAGUAGCCACAAUGGAGAUUAACGGGUGAUUGUGCGCACCCCAGCUUGAAGUAUGGACAUUUACAUCCUGGGUUAUGUUUUAUUUGUUUGGGGGCUGCAGAAAAAUGAGCUUGUGUGUUCUGCACUCUAAUUGCAGUUUCCACAAAAGGAGGAGUGUGGGUUUUAAUGGUAAUGUUUGGUGACAUAUAUGAAAAAUCCUGAAGAUAGUUAUCCAUACAACUAUCCCUUUCACUCCUGCCUAGCAUGCAAUUGUCAAUAGUAGACACCUGCAUGAUAUACAACUUCUUUUCAACUGAAUAUUUCUUUAAAAAAUGUCCUUUUGUCUCCCAUCUUGAGAAAAACAGACUUGUUCAAUUUCCACCAAGGGUUUUUAGAUAACAAUUCGUAUAUGUUGGUUCCUGUGUUUAGUUCUGCCUUUUUAUUGCCAUUCUCAGUCUGCAAGAUUUCUAUUUCUGAAUAUUGUCUGGCAAUUGUUCUCAGCUUCUAGAUUAUUGCAAAAAAUGGAGUAAUGCUCUUGUGACAAAGGGAGGCUGGCUGUUCUUGUACAGAAGCAAAACUGUUUUCCUGGAUAUUUUAGAAUAUGCUAUCAAUGUAUCAACUUCUCAAUAAAGCAUGUUCUCCGCUCUCA
Molecule: messenger RNA, 4921 nt
Organism: Protobothrops mucrosquamatus (brown spotted pit viper)
Lineage: Eukaryota; Metazoa; Chordata; Lepidosauria; Squamata; Viperidae
Gene: KAT7
Product: lysine acetyltransferase 7
Exons: 15
Coding region: 4-1839 (611 amino acids)
Biological process (GO): regulation of DNA-templated transcription
Cellular component (GO): nucleus
Molecular function (GO): histone acetyltransferase activity; zinc ion binding
Source: RefSeq, a predicted model, not a curated record